This is a messenger RNA of Microplitis demolitor, 3603 nucleotides long. Its product is annotated as multidrug resistance protein homolog 49-like. Gene Ontology annotation, molecular function: ATP hydrolysis activity; ABC-type oligopeptide transporter activity; ATP binding. Bases 1 to 3603 code for a protein of 1200 amino acids. Gene Ontology annotation, cellular component: membrane. The transcript has 11 exons. Gene Ontology annotation, biological process: transmembrane transport. The record is from RefSeq and is a predicted model, not a curated record. NCBI's taxonomy places the organism in Eukaryota, Metazoa, Arthropoda, Insecta, Hymenoptera, Braconidae.
AUGGAAAACAGUAAAACAAAUGUCAAUAAUUUAGAUUAUUCGGAUACAAUUCAAUGUACAUUACCACAAUUUUCAUUUGCAUCAUGCCGAGACAUCAGUCAAAUAAUAAUUGGUUUAAUAUCAGCAAUACUAACUGGAAUAUGUACGCCAGGGAUAAUAGUUCUCUAUGCAAAUUUAGCAGAAGUAUUUCUCCAGUACGAGAUCGCCUUGUCAAUGAGUUCCUACAACGACACCACAAGAAUACCAGUAGGAUUACGUAAAAUUUCUGAAGAAGAAAUAACGCCACGUGAAUUAGCAUCACGAGCUCUUAAAUUUUCUACCUCGUCAGCAGUUCUAGGUCUAGCUCAGCUUAUCUUUACAUCAACGUUCGUUGGUUGUUUCAAUAAUGCAUCACUGAGUCAAGUGUGCCGAGCCAAAAAUAUUCAAUUUAAAUCGAUAUUGCAGCAGAAUAUCUCAUGGAUAAGUCAACAAGAUCCUGAGGAAUUGGCAGCAAAUAGUAUCAAGAAUAUUAGAUACUUGCAGACAGGAUUAGAUGAAAAGGUUGGAAAUUUCAUAGCGACUUUAUCAACAAUAGCUUCAUGCAUUAUGGUCUCGAUCUACUACGGCUAUCAAUUAACAGGAACAUUACUCGCAGUUGUCCCAGUGAUUGCCGCAAUAAUAAUUGUAACACGACGUGUAAUUGAUUACGUCAAGAAACAAGAAGCGAAUCACUAUCGCAUGGCCCAGGCGAUGGUCAAGCAGACAUUGAAUCACAUGAGAUGCGUCUGCGCUUACUCAAAAGAAGAGUACGAGGUCAACAAAUAUAUAAGACACCUAGUACCUGUCGAGCAGUGUGACAUCCUGAAGGGAACGAUUUUCAGCGUAACUGGUGCUACGCUCUGGAUUAUCAUCUACGGGAUGUACGGGUUCGCUUUCUGGCAGGGUGUCCACUUGCUGAGAAUCGACAAAAGCUACUCCGUUGCUUCGUUGAUUAUUGUUUCUUUCUGCACACAUAUUGCGGUUUUCUAUAUAUUUCAAAUUCCCCUGUAUGUUCACUUGAUGCGGAAAGCCAGCACUGCUGCGAGAAGGAUUCUGAUGAUGAGCGGAAGCACUUUGAAAAUUGAAGGCGCUGAGCCUAGUGAUGUCGGCUCGAGGAUCAUUGUCUUCAAUAAUGUCACGUUCAGAUAUUCAUUGACUGGACAGGCGAUACUGAGGAAUGUGUCAUUUGACAUCGAUCGGGGGACAACAGUUGGUAUUUUGGGGUCCCAGUGCUCAGGGAAGACAACUUUGCUGUCGCUGAUUCAUCGGUUUCAUUUUCUCCAACGUGGAAAAAUCAGCUUCAAUGGAAUGAAUAUCGAAGACAUUGAUCUGUCCUGGCUACGAAAGCAAAUUGGAUUUGCUCAGCAGUGUCCAGUGCUGUUUGGCACGACUAUGAUGGAGAGUAUCACCUGUUUAACGACUUGCAAAAGCGAUGAACGUGUACACCAUGUCGCUGAAAUCGUCGGCAUGCAUUCGUUGAUUACUGAACUUCCUCAAGGAUACAACACUCCGCUUACUUGGGAUCUCCAGGUGGAUCUGAGACAGAGACUUGCAUUAGCUAGGAUUUUAUACCGCGAGCCAGAGGUUCUGAUGAUGGACGAUUCAUUGUCGGCAUUGUCGUCGAUUGAUGAAGAAAAGAUUUUCAAUGACAUUAAACAGGCAUAUGAUGAACUGACGAUUAUUAUCGUAACAAAUAACCCAAGAAUCCUAGACAAAGUUGAUAAAAUUUUGUACUUAAAUGAUGGGAACAUUGAUGAGUUUAAUAGCAUUGCAGAUAUGAUCCAAGCAUACCCAGAGAUUGAUAAUUUGAUUGUUGAAAAAGAUGGCAAAGUUGAUAACUUUGAAGUCGAAACUAUGGCAAAGGGUCGGGACCAGCAGCCAUCAUGUAAUGCAGUAUUUCCCCGGACGUCGAGUUUCUUCGGAAGAAGUUAUCAGCAAUUGCUCCGAUCGGGCCUGGUCCAAAUCGGCCGAUCGCAGGCAUUUCUUCAAGCGCCGAACGUGGCCACGUACUCCAUAGAGAGCAGGACGGUCGCUUUUAAGAAGCUAAUUAAAUUUCUUCUACAAGACAAACAACGAUGGCUGCAUUUACUGUUUGCGAGUCUCGCUUCCAUCAUCCUGGGUCUAAAUGCGCCCAUGUACACAGUCCUCUAUGGAGAAACACUGAGUCUAGUGGCUCUAUUCGACACUUCCGAACUCUUGAAACGCUACAAAUUCUUCACGACCAUGUUCUUUGCGGCAGGAUUCGUCGCGAGCUUCUGCAAAAUCGUCCAGGACUCGAUGCUAAGUUUCGUGGACAGCAAACUGAUGACAAGAAUACGCAGAGAGACGUUUAGAAAAUUUUUGCAGAAGAACAUGGAAUGGUUCGACACUGAAGCGAGGACUAUUUGCGAAAUUCUCGGGGUGCUGAGGAAACCACCUGAGGCUCAGCAAGGAUGUGCUCGGAGACUAGUAUUUUUGAUAGAAACUCUGGCGUCCGUUACUGUCAGCGUUAUUCUCUCGAUGUUCUAUCACUGGAAACUGGGUCUUGCUUCUCUAAUAUUUACACCUAUGACGCUAUCAAUUUUGCAAUUUAAUAAGCAGCUAAUAACAGAACGAUGUCAUCAUAUUGCUGCUAGUUUGAAUAAAGCUAAGAAGACCAUUAUCGAAGCAACAAGAAACGCCGAAGCAAUAGCAGCAUUAAAUUUAGAGAAUAAAUUCAUCGACUUUGACGAGGAUGUUGAUAACUUAAUAACUAGUAAUCAGAAUAAUGUCAAGCUACAGGCAUUUGUCCAUGGCUGCUGCGUCGCAUUACCCCAAUUUGCAUACUCAGUCGCGGUAUUUUACGGCGGAUAUAUGCUAAGUCACGAGGAAAUUGACUCGGCGACCGUUUUUAAAGUCGCGGAGGCCAUAAUCUUGGGUACUUUGUUAGUUGGUCAUUUAGUUCUUCCUAUGGAGUCAACUUCCCAAGAGAUCGACAUUUCGGCGAACUUCGUCAACAUUCUCGACGACGUCACACAAUUUAAAACAGAUCAAGUUAACAGACUAUCAGAACUCCAGGGAAAAAUAAUUUUCAAACAAGUGUCAUUCGUUCAUUCGUAUUACGCGGCUAUUCCUAAGUUAUAUGAAGUAAAUAUCAAUAUAAAGCCUGGAGAACUCGUCGCCUUCGUCGGCAGAUUGCACUCUGGGGUCUCUAUCCCCAUUCAAUUGCUCUUAGGAUUUUAUAAAGCAACUUCCGGUGACAUUUUUUUCGAUGACCAGCAGUUGAAUGAUUCAAAUCUAAAAGAACUCAGACGUCAGAUGGGUCUAGUUGAGGGAGAGCCGCGAUUUUUUAAUGAAUCUAUUGCUUAUAAUAUUUCUUACGGCGGAAAUCGCAAAAUGUUAGCUAGUGAAAUUAUCGCUACUGCUAGACAUGUUGGGUUACACGAAUUUAUUUCUUCUUUACCUAAAGGAUACUACACAGUUUUGGACGAAUCAGAAGUCCAAUUAACAACCAGUCAAAGAAUAAAGUUGUCUCUCGCAAGAGCUCUGGUAAGAAAUCCCAGAAUUUUACUCUUUGAUAAUUUAAAAAGAUGCGAAUCUGAAGACGCGCAGCAAGUAAUUAAUUAA